GCCUUUCGCUGUCGCUAUGGCGACACGAACUGCAACAACGACGACAAGUGCUUGCGAAGAUGAAGCUGCCGUCCAAAUGCGCCCCGGCUCGGAUGAAGAAACUCAAGAGUAUCCGACUGGGUUGAAACUUUGGCUCAUCAUUCUCACCAUGAGUGCCUUAGUUACUCUUGGAGGGCUGGACACCAGCAUCGUCGCGACCACUGUGCCCAGUAUAACCAAUCAUUUCCACACCGUUGCUGAUGUUGGCUGGUAUUCUUCCGCAUUCCGGCUCUGCUCCUGCGCAUUCCAGUUCAUCUUUGGCAAGCUAUACAGGCUGUUCUCUAUCAAAGUUAUAUUCUUGCUUGCGCAGGCCAUAUUCCUAGUAGGCUCUGUGCUCUGUUCCACAGCCAUGACAUCCUCUAUGUUUAUUAUAGGGAGAGCUGUCACUGGAACAGGCUUUGCAGGAAUCAUUGGAGGAUUAUUUACUAUUCUUAUGUAUAUCUUGCCUCUCCGUCGACGCCCAUUCUUCUGCGGCGUGUUAGGCAUGGUUGAGAGUCUGGCUAUUCUUGCUGCACCGAUUAUUGGUGGAGUUCAGACUGAAUCACUUGGCUGGCGGUGGUAUUUCUGGAUCAAUCUACCAAUUGGAUCUGUCUCACUCUUGAUGACUAUAUUUCUGUUUUCAGAUCCAAAACCCAGUGAUAUGAACAAAUCCUUGAAACAAAAGCUGAUCGAAAUUGACCCAGUCAGCAGCCUGCUAUUCAUUCCUGCGCUGACCAGCCUUUUCAUCGCCCUUUCCUGGGCCGGGACGAAAUACGCCUGGGAUGAUGGUAAGGUUAUUGGUCCUCUUAUCACCUUUACUGUUCUGCUUGUUGCCUUUGCAUAUAAUCAAUACCGACAAGGUGAUGCUGCUACUUUACCUCCGCGUCUCAUCAUGAACCGCAACGUCAUUGCCGCCUCAAUCUUUACGAUGUGCUCUAAUAGAGCUACUAAUAUACUUGAGUAUUAUUUACCAACCUACUAUCAGGUUGUACGCAGUUACCCUCCCAGCACAGCAGGUUAUAUGAUGUUGCCAGUUGUUAUUGGCUCCACCAUUGGAAUGUUCGUCUGCGGAUCUGGAACUAGCAUAAUUGGUUACUACACGCCAUUCAUGCUCUUUUCUUCCACCCUGCUGCCUGUCUUCGCGGGUCUAAUAACAACCUUUGGUGUUGAUACAAGCUUUACACAACUUAUCCUGUACCCUGGCGCAUACGGCUUCUCAAGUGGAGUAGGCUUUAAUGCUCCAAUUAGUGCUGUACAGACAGCACUACCCACUAGUGAUGCCUCACUGGGCCUAUCUAUUGUGCUCUUUGCCCAGCACUUUGGUCCUUCUGUGUGUGCUGCCAUAGCUCAGGUUAUUUUCACAAAUAAACUCUCAGCAAACCUGGCCCGGGUAGUCCCGGGGUUGGAUCCCGCAACUAUUGACUCCAAUGGGCUGUCGGAUACCGUGGGACGUGCUCCCCCAGCUCAGCGCGGACUGGUUCUUGCAGGCGUUGGUAGGAGCUUUGGUGAAACUUGGUAUCUGGCAGUUGGACUGGCAUGUGCGACGUUGAUUGGGAGCUUGCUCAUGGAGUGGCGAUCCGUCAAAGCAAAGAAUGCUUAAGCGAUUAGAGAUGGCGUCAAGACUAUCGUACGGCUUGAAUACAAUCACCAACUUCUUGGUUUAGGGGCUCUAAAUUCUCUCUAUCGUAUCAUUCCGAGACAACGUCCGAACGAUCAAGCGUCGCACGGUAUUCAGCAGGUCUAAACUGAGCCUCCGAAACAAAAUCGCUGGCUACACUGCGCAGGGCGGGAUAGAAUCCCCAGCCCAGCGCGAGGAUCGACAACCCGAUGCUAAUAAUGCGGGAUGGGGCGCGAAACCCAUAGGAGUGAAUCCAGCCAGCGACGAUUAAAGCGGCGCCGACAAGGGCGAUGAGGAAAUUUCUUCUUGCUGGCUGGAGACGCCACUUGAGCAAGUUUGCUUCCCUGCCACGGGAGAAGGGGGUGUUUUCGUGGGCCAUUUCAUGGGUGUCUUGAAGAAGGGCAGGUGAUGAUAUCUUGGGUAGGAAGGCAACGGCACUUAUCUAGGCAACAAGACAGGAAUAAUACUUAUGGUC
Aspergillus novofumigatus IBT 16806 is the source of this 2111-nucleotide messenger RNA. RefSeq names its product major facilitator superfamily transporter. The coding region runs from base 17 to 1618 and encodes 533 amino acids. NCBI's taxonomy places the organism in Eukaryota, Fungi, Ascomycota, Eurotiomycetes, Eurotiales, Aspergillaceae. The transcript is spliced from 3 exons. The record is from RefSeq and is a predicted model, not a curated record. Gene Ontology annotation, molecular function: transmembrane transporter activity. Gene Ontology annotation, biological process: transmembrane transport.